This is a messenger RNA of Vicia faba (fava bean), 1782 nucleotides long. The record is from the annotation of a GenBank genome assembly. NCBI's taxonomy places the organism in Eukaryota, Viridiplantae, Streptophyta, Magnoliopsida, Fabales, Fabaceae.
AUGGUUGAUUCUCAACUUCAACUUCCCUUCAACUUUAAUCAACAACCCUUGUAUAGAAAUAUUUGCAACACUCUUCUGUCUCUAACAUACUCUCGCUCACUCCCCAAAGGACUUCAACUUCAUGCUCAUAUUAUCAAAUUGGGUUUACAAACAAUCCCUCUUCUCUCUCAUCACCUCAUCAAUUUCUACUCCAAAACCCAUCUUCCUUAUUCCUCUCUUCAAAUCUUCAACGACUCCCCUCACAAAUCCGCCACCACAUGGAGUUCAAUCAUCUCUUCAUUUGCUCAAAAUGAUCUUCCUUUGGUUUCUCUGGAAUUCUUCCGUCUCAUGCUCCGUCAUGGUUUACCUCCGGACGACCAUAUUUUCCCGAGUGCCACAAAAUCAUGUGCGAUUCUAUCGUCGUUGCCCGUUGCUCGAUCGCUCCAUUGCUUUGCUUUUAAAACUGCUUAUCAUGUUGAUCUUUUUGUGGGGAGUUCAAUUAUUGAUAUGUAUGCUAAAUGUGGAGAUAUCGGUUUUGCACGUAAUGUGUUUGAUGAAAUGCCGAAAAGAAAUGUUGUUUCUUGGAGUGGGUUGAUUUACGGGUAUGUUCAAUUGGGUGAGGAUGAUGAAGCUUUGAGACUUUUUAAACGGUUUCUUGUUGAAGAAGACGAUGGUGUUAAUGAUUUUACAUUGUCGAGUGUUUUAAGGGUUUGUGGUAGUUCUACUUUGCUUCAGAUGGGGAAGCUGGUACAUGGAUUGAGUUUCAAGACGAGUUUUGAUUUGUCUUGCUUUGUGGCGAGUUCUUUGAUUUCUUUGUAUUCCAAAUGUGGGGUUGUUGAAGAAGCUUAUGAUGUUUUUGAGGAAGUUACUGUUAGGAACCUUGGAAUGUGGAAUGCUAUGUUGAUUGCUUGUGCUCAGCAUGCACAUACCAGUAAAACGUUUGAGUUGUUUGAUAAGAUGAAGAGUGUUGGUGGGGCGAAGGCUAAUUUUAUUACCUUUUUGUGUGUACUUUAUGCAUGCAGCCAUGCAGGGUUGGUAGAGAAGGGUAAGUAUUACUUUGAGUUGAUGAAGGAUUAUGGUAUUGAACCUGGGACACAACAUUAUUCAACCAUGGUGGAUUUGCUUGGUCGUGCGGGGAAGUUAGACGAUGCAGUUAAGAUGAUUGAGGAAAUGCCUAUGGAACCGACUGAAUCUGUUUGGGGAGCUUUGUUAACUGGAUGUAGAUUACAUGGGAAUCCUGAAUUGGCAUCUUAUGUUGCGGACAAAGUUUCUGGGACAGGUUCUGUGAGUUCUGGAUUUCUUGUUAUGCUCUCGAAUGCUUAUGCUGCUGCUGGGAGAUGGGAGGAAGCGGCGAAAGCGAGAAAGACAAUGAGAGACUGCGGAAUAAAGAAGGAAACUGGGUUGAGUUGGGUGGAAGAAGGGAAUAGAGUUCACACAUUUGCUGCCGGGGAUAGGUCUCAUGCGAAGACAUUUGAAAUUUACAAGAAGUUAGAGGAGUUGGGAGAAGAAAUGGAUAAAGCUGGUUAUGUUGCUGAUACUUCUUUUGUGUUAAAAGAAGUGGGUGGUGAGGAGAAGAAUAGAACUAUUAGGUAUCAUAGUGAGAGAUUAGCUAUUGCAUUUGGACUUAUCACUUUCCCUAAGGGACAACCAAUUAGAGUGAUGAAGAAUUUGAGAGUUUGUGGUGAUUGUCACACUGCAAUCAAGUUUAUUAGUAAAUGCACUGGAAGGGUAAUCAUUGUGAGAGACAAUAAUCGGUUUCAUCGAUUUGAGGAUGGAAAAUGUACUUGUGGAGAUUAUUGGUAG